AUGGACAUCCUGGGUUCUGUGGUUUGCCUCGGUGUUCUGGCAUUGGAGGCCAUCGUUGGCUUGUGUUGUAAUGCCUUCAUCAUAUUUUCUCUCACCUUUUCUGGCUUUAAAGGGACAAAUAUUGCUCCGUGCAACUACAUCCUUAUUGCCUUGAAUGUUUCCACCAUGUUCUACACAAUUUCAAUAUCUCUAAACCUUCUGAUAAGCAUGCUUUGGUCAUCAUUCAAUACAAGUCACAUCUCAAGUGUUUUGAAGUAUUUGAAUUUAAGCAGCAUCACCUCCAGCUCCUGGCUCGCCGCCAUUCUGUGCUUCUUCUAUUUUAUAAAAAUUCUUCAGUUCCAGUCUAAAUUCCUCUCAUGGAUGAAGAUGAAGAUUGACAGAAUGAUACCUUUGAUGAUAUUAUUUGUGGAGAUUGUUUCUCUGUUUGAGAGUUUCAUGGCAUCCUAUAUUUACAGUCAGGACUUACCCAAAAACUCAACCAUCGCUGCCACCGAGGUGACCUCAGAUAAUCAAAAACAGAGAUUGAAAUUCAUGAAUGUUGUCCUGACGAUGACUUCCCCGCCAUUCCUGAUUGCUAUAUUGACAACGGCUGCCAGUGCCGUGUCUCUGAAGCUCCACAGUUGUCAUAUGAAAGCCAACACGGGUCACACUAAUGGGAAAGACUACCAAGGUGCAGUUCAGACCAUGGCUUGUCUCCUAGUUUUCUAUGCCUUGACUGGCCUUGCCAUCAUUGUAUUUGGGCGGGAUCUGUUUGCAGAUCAAACCUGGGGGUACUGGGUAUGUGUGAUGACACUUUUUUCUUUUUCAAUGAUCCAAUCCGGUCUCCUUAUUAAUGGCAAUCCCAAACUCAAAGAAGCUUGGAGAAAAAUGUUCACCUGUUUAUAA
This is a messenger RNA of Rana temporaria (common frog), 885 nucleotides long. Its product is annotated as taste receptor type 2 member 39-like. Gene Ontology annotation, molecular function: G protein-coupled receptor activity; bitter taste receptor activity. Gene Ontology annotation, biological process: G protein-coupled receptor signaling pathway; detection of chemical stimulus involved in sensory perception of bitter taste; sensory perception of taste. NCBI's taxonomy places the organism in Eukaryota, Metazoa, Chordata, Amphibia, Anura, Ranidae. The coding region runs from base 1 to 885 and encodes 294 amino acids. The record is from RefSeq and is a predicted model, not a curated record. Gene Ontology annotation, cellular component: membrane. The transcript has a single exon.